This is a messenger RNA of Leptopilina boulardi, 1074 nucleotides long. RefSeq lists its product as uncharacterized. Lineage: Eukaryota; Metazoa; Arthropoda; Insecta; Hymenoptera; Figitidae. The transcript is spliced from 4 exons. The record is from RefSeq and is a predicted model, not a curated record. Bases 432 to 935 code for a protein of 167 amino acids.
UCAAAGAGAAUAAACAACGCCAUUAGAUUCAUUCCGUUUCGUGUCAUAAAGGUACAAUUGAGCGUACAAUUGACGUUGUUUGUACCGAGCGUUCAUUGGAUGAGUUUUUCUAACCUGCGCAUAAUUUAUUAUUAAUAAUAAUUUAUUUCAUCCGGAUACUGUCUGAUACUUUUAAAAGUACUGCUAGUAUAAUAGACGGACAAAAAUGUUUAUCCAUCUGGACGGACGACUAGACACUUCGUUUAUAAUUACAGUCAAAUGAAGCAUGUGGUAGAGAAGACAAAAGUUUCAAUAUAAAAGUGCCAAUGUAAAAAUCCAAAAUGUUUAAUUUUUCCACAGGACUUACUUCAAAAAAUUUUUUUUCGCUGAAAUAUUUAAAUCACACAAUUGCACAAUAUCAUGGAACCAGAUAUGCCAGGGGAUAAUAUUGGAUGCAAGCAGUUCCAAAUAUAAUUAAAGCAAUGAAGGUUCAAGUUCCUGCCGAUGGUACCAAUAACGGCACUUGUGUUCUUUUAAUUCUAAAUUUGCCGAAAUUAUUUUUAAAGGCGAAAAAGACUGGAAGAAUUUAUCGCGCUUAUCCGAGAGGUUCAACCUUCGCUGAACUCAUUCCGAAUCAUCAUGAAUCUCCUUCUCUCUUGCCAAUUGCAGAUUCUAAUACAUCUUUUGAUUCUCUCGAACUAAUGUUCCACGUGGACGGCGACACAUUAUUCAAGGCACUUGCUUUUGAUGCUGUUCUGUAUCUGAUUUCAGCCUAUUGGGUUUUCAAUAUUUCUUUCCCUUCUAACGCAAAAUUGCAAUAUUCAUUCAUUUCUAUUGCAAUUUUUCGUCAAGCAGGAAUAAAACAAAUGAAAAACAAUGUGUUAAAAUCAAUUGUAUUACAUAAUGCUUUAAAAGAGUUUCUCAUCUCUUAUCAAAGUGAUUUUCCUUUUUGCUGAUAUUUGUGUCAAGUUUCUUUUUUUAUUUCUUAGCUCACAUCGGAGUAGUUUUUUUAUUUCUUGAUCUUUUUGUUCAGUUUAUUUUCUUAUUGCUCAGCUCAUUUCUCAUUUGUUGAUCUUUGUGUUUAGUUUAUUUUUU